CGCAAAAGCUCACCGCGUUUCGAUCAGUGGCCAUAACCGCGUUUACAAACGACACCGCCGGUUCUCUCGUACUUCUUGCGCUCGUUGUCGCUGCAGAAAUUUCGUAACCGCCGCCUGAAAGGACCCGAGGCGCGACAGCAUGUCUUCGCGACUGAUAGUUCUCUUCUUUUUGAUAUGUUGUGCAACGGCGGAAAUUCGAGAUGAAGAAUUUGAUCUGUUCCCUAGGUUGCCCCUUGGUGUCAUCGACACGGACAACGUUGUGUGCAAGAAACAGAGCAGGGUGUAUAUCGAGAAUCUCAGGAAUCUCUCUCUAUGGGCCCAUGAAAAUAUAUUGAAUCUUUUCCAAUCGGUCAUUCAUCUGAAGAGUCUUAGUUCAAACGCAGAAAGAUCAGAUCAAAUAAAGCAAAAAGACUUCAGACAACAAAUGAGAAUAAAUAAUCGAUAG
Molecule: messenger RNA, 445 nt
Organism: Acanthoscelides obtectus
Lineage: Eukaryota; Metazoa; Arthropoda; Insecta; Coleoptera; Chrysomelidae
Source: the annotation of a GenBank genome assembly